Siniperca chuatsi (mandarin fish) is the source of this 1796-nucleotide messenger RNA. It is a transcript of the gene cldn5a, whose product is annotated as claudin 5a. Gene Ontology annotation, cellular component: bicellular tight junction; plasma membrane. Lineage: Eukaryota; Metazoa; Chordata; Actinopteri; Centrarchiformes; Sinipercidae. The transcript has a single exon. Gene Ontology annotation, molecular function: structural molecule activity. The record is from RefSeq and is a predicted model, not a curated record. Gene Ontology annotation, biological process: cell adhesion; bicellular tight junction assembly. Bases 262 to 909 code for a protein of 215 amino acids.
CAGAUAUUCGUGGUCCAGUGCUACUGUGAUUCCAGUUGUUUUCACAUACCCUCGCUAACAAAGAGACUCAGAGCUGCUGUCUCUUACAUCUCCGAGUAAAUGUGGUGAGUGAUGCGCAACUAACGAUUGACGCUCCUGUUAGCUAUCGAGGCGAGGACGAAGAAAUAAGAAAGAGCAGAAACACACCUUGAUCUCAAGAAGAGAAAUUAGGGGAGAGUUUGAAAAGCUUCAGACAAACUUGAUUGAACGUGAAGAGCGAAAAUGGUGUCGGCCGGACUGGAGAUCAUGGGACUAUCGCUGUGCGCAAUUGGCUCGCUCCUGGUGAUGGUUUCGUGCGGGCUGCCCAUGUGGAAGGUGACGGCUUUCAUCGAAGCCAACAUCGUGGUGGCUCAGACAAUCUGGGACGGCUUGUGGAUGACGUGUGUGGUGCAGAGUACAGGCCAGAUGCAGUGCAAGGUGCACGACUCGGUCCUCGCCCUCAGCCACGACCUGCAGGCGGCCAGAGCGCUCACCAUCAUCUCCUCGGUGAUGGGCGUGCUGGGGCUCAUGGUUGUCAUUGCGGGGGCGCAGUGCACCAACUGCCUCCAAACUGAGUACGUCAAAGCCCGGGUGGUGAACGCCGGAGGGGUCAUCUACAUCAUCAGUGGUCUGUUUGUGCUGGUGCCUCUGUGCUGGAUGGCCAACAACAUCAUAUCAGACUUCUACAACCCGCAGGUGCCCGCAUCCAAGAAGAGGGAGAUCGGCGCUGCGCUCUACAUCGGCUGGGCGGCCUCAGCGCUGCUGCUGAUCGGAGGAGCGCUGCUGUGCUGCUCCUGUCCUUCCAGCGGGAACUCUGGAUACUCGGUAAAAUACGCACCAACAAAGAGAACCACGCCGAACGGGGACUAUGACAAGAGGAAUUAUGUGUAGCUUUGUGGCUCAUAGCAGGCUUUGCGUAAAAGUGACCUGCAGCUUUUGUAAAACUGUUUUUUGACGGACGUUAUCUUUGCACCUGCAGUUUAAAAAAAAAAAAAAAAUCUGAACUUUGAAAAUCAGUGGAAGCACCUCUCCUGUUUUUACACUGGCCCUUCAAUGCGCUCGGACCACAAAUUCACAAAUGCUUUUUUUUUUUAUCUAACAGGAGAUUAAAAAAGACUAUCAACUACAAGAGGUAACUCAUGACAAAAAGGGGUAUCUUUGUUAGGUACCUGCUUUUGUAAGUCUUCGAAAUUAUUAGUAUUUUGAAUUGUUCACCGUUGUAUCUGCAAAGUGUUUCUUUUCUAGAGGAACUCUUGUCAUCGAAUAUAUACACUGUUCUUUUGCCUUGAUGUGCAUUGUCUGCACAAACUUGUACAGUAACUGAGAAUUAUUGCACUCCCACACAUUCAAAGACCCACUUCCUUUAGUGGGACUACGCCGACAUGUUGAGGACUCCAACAAUGUCUAAUAGUAAUAAAGAACAAAGAAGAAAAGUGUAGACAUGUUAAAGCCCUAAUAAAUCUCGGACAGGCUUUUGUGUUGCUAAGUUGAUUGCUGCGACUUUGAAGUUUGCAGUCUACUUUUGGACUUGUACAGUCCGGAGAGCCUGUGAUAGGUCACAACAUGAUGUGUUACAGUCUGUUGUUCGGCUGCACUGAGCACCUGCAACGUUUUGCAUCAUUGUCACUGCAGGAAGUCUUUUCUUUUUAAAACUUUAAGGAAUAAACUUUGUUUUCUGUUGGUUUGUUGACGUUUGAUGUUAUGAUUCAUUAUUCGUGUAUAUGAAGAUGCAAUAUUGUUUCAUUUUAUUAAAAUUAAACUGAAUAUAUUGUCUGAAA